This is a messenger RNA of Oncorhynchus kisutch (coho salmon), 1670 nucleotides long. RefSeq names its product dual specificity phosphatase 12 (gene dusp12). Gene Ontology annotation, molecular function: protein tyrosine/serine/threonine phosphatase activity. NCBI's taxonomy places the organism in Eukaryota, Metazoa, Chordata, Actinopteri, Salmoniformes, Salmonidae. Gene Ontology annotation, biological process: protein dephosphorylation. Gene Ontology annotation, cellular component: nucleus. The record is from RefSeq and is a predicted model, not a curated record. The coding region runs from base 172 to 1077 and encodes 301 amino acids. The transcript is spliced from 7 exons.
UUGUUCCCUGAUUGGUUACAAUUAAUAACCGGACCAAACAGUUUAGCAGCCACGCAUUACGUUUUUAGUUAUGUUUAGUAGCUAGCUAGCUUAGUUCUUAACAACUCACUGAAAUAGCACACUUCGUUUGUAAGAGGUCUUCUACCAUAGAGAAAUCCUGAUUGCCAAGCCAUGAUUCAGGUAGAGGCAGGAGUCUACAUCGGGGCAGCAUCUGACCUGAAAGAUGCCCAGGACCUGACCAAUGCUGGCAUCACCCACAUACUCACAGUGGACUCGGAGCAGCCAGCUUCACCUGAUGGGCCAUUUAGGAUGAAGUAUGUCUAUUCCCUGGACGAGUCCUCCACAGACCUACUCAGCCACCUUGAUGACUGCAUACGCUUCAUAUGUGAUGCUUGCGAGGCAUCAAAAUCUGUCCUUGUGCAUUGCCACGUAGGGCAAAGUCGGAGUGCGGCGGUGGUGACUGCUUACUUGAUGAAAUGUCAUAAAAUGAACUUCGGCGAUGCCUAUGCCAAACUCCAGCAACUAAAACCUGAUGUAAAGAUGAAUGAGGGGUUUGUGGACCAGUUAGCACUAUAUGAGUCAUUGGGUUGUGAAGUAGAUGUCACCAGCCCCCAGUACAAGCAGUACAGACUCCAGAAACUCACAGAGAAAUACCCAGAGCUUCAGAAUGUCCCAAAGGAGUUGUUUGCAGUGGACCCUUACCUAAGCACCUGUUCUGAGGUGGUAUACAGGUGUAAAAAAUGUCGACGGACACUGUUCCGCGCUUCCAGUAUCCUCAGUCACACUAUUGGCAAUGGACCGACUGCUUUUGCCUAUAAGAAGAUGAGUAACCUACCGAGUGGGGACCAGACCCAAUGUACCUCCUACUUCACCGAGCCUGUCCAGUGGAUGGAACAGGCCUUGUUAGGGGUGAUGGAUGGACAGAUCUUGUGCCCAAAGUGUAGCUCCAAGUUGGGCUCAUUCAGCUGGUGUGGGGAGCAGUGUUCCUGUGGUCGAUGGGUGACUCCAGCCUUCCAGAUGCAUAAAAACAGAGUUGAUGAAAUCAAACACAUCAGUAUAGCCACACUCAAAUCAUGAAAAUGUAAAAAUGAUUCAUAUCUGUAAUAAAUUUCUCAGAAUAGCUGUCUUCUCUCAGAAUAGCUCUCAUCUUUCCCUGUCUGCCAUUGAUGGUUCAUAGAUAUUUUAGGUUACCUAGACUAUUUCUCCUACUUGCAUAUUAAUUGAAUGAGUAGCCCGAGGGCAAUUCCAAAGUAACUGACACUGAGACUCAGAUUUGUCACUUUAAAAUGUAUGUCAAACAAAAACCAAUGAUUGCAAAGUUAAACAAAUCAUAGAACUCUGCACGUGGACUACUUUUAACAAUUUCCACUGAACAUUUUACAUAAACAUAUUUACUUGAAAAACAGUUCAGAUGCAGAGUUUGGUACCAGAAGGACGGUGUGUGUCAUCAUUCUGGUACUGAACUUUGCAUCUUUGACUAAUUGUAUUUUUGUAAGAUUUUCUGCGGAAAUUGUUGAAAGUAGUCCUUGUGAGUGGAGUUGUAUGGUUUAUUUAACCACGCAAUCAUUGUUUUUUGUUCAACAUUUAACCACGCAAUCAUUGUUUUUUGUUCAACAUUUAAAGUGACAUCUGAGUCUGUCACUGGAAUUGCCCCUAACGAGAUGGUAUUU